UUUUAUAAAUGUCCAAGGCAUACUACUACGUGAAGAACUUCACGUUCAAGGAGGCGAACAACUUGUUCGCCUACCAAGUCAAGGACCCUAGCGUCCUGACCAGGUACCAGAGAAUCACGAGGCUUUAUAAAGGCACACUCAGAAAACUCCUCGCGAAUUAUGUAUUCACCCUUAGAGGUAGGGAUUAUGAGGUAUUCUUUGAGGAAACCAGGAAAGUUAGAGAAGACUUUGAUAAACUCAUGAGCUCGAAUGACCCUCUUCUGUUUGAUGCAACUAUCUCUAAGUAUGAGAAGGUCAUUGAGGACCUCUGGAUCCCAGACGCGAGUUUGAACCAUUCCAGACCAUACUCUAAUCUUGGAGGAAAGAUGCCAACUUAUCCUUCAGAAUUGCUUGAGUGGGACCCAUAUGGAUAUUAUACUAAAGAUCGCCUAGUCUCAGGAGAACCAACAGGUGUUGGAUUCUACGAAGAAUUGCCAGAUCAAGCAAAUGCCUGGACCUAUGAAAGUCUCGAACUCAAUGAUGACUUUGAUGCUAAUAUUAAUGAGCUUGAAUACAAAUCUGACCAGCCAAGGAGCGAACUCAAGAAACAUUUGGAUGAACUUCAUAAGUAG
This is a messenger RNA of Moneuplotes crassus, 611 nucleotides long. The record is from the annotation of a GenBank genome assembly. NCBI's taxonomy places the organism in Eukaryota, Ciliophora, Spirotrichea, Euplotida, Euplotidae.